CUAAAUUAAUUCAUGAGCUUCGUGUGUGCAUUUCUCCCCGCCCUCCAGCCCAAGAGGCUCCGGCGUGUCUGCGUGUCGUGCAAAACUAACCAAAAGUGUAACUGAUUAAUUGAUUAGAGUAUAAAAUGGGGAAGAUUUUGGAAAUCUCGGUCAGUGAAAGUCGGAAAUGGAGGGAAAUUUCUCACUCUGGAAGCCUGAAGCCAGGAUUUCAACGGAUUCUAGCCAGUUACUGGGAUGGAAUGUGGCCACCAAGGACCUCAAACAGAUCCCAGAACAUUGGUUAACUUACCCCGAACCCGAGGCUUCACUCCACUACCUUCUAGGCCUCGUGUACUUCAUGUUUACCGUCGCCUCGCUCACUGGAAAUGGACUCGUGUUGUGGAUCUUCAGCUCCUCGGCUUCACUACGCACGCCGUCCAACGUCUUUGUGGUCAAUUUGGCUCUGUGUGACUUCAUGAUGAUGCUCAAGGCGCCAAUCUUCAUCUACAACUCCUUCCAGCGCGGCUUCGCCACUGGUGUGACCGGGUGCCAGAUCUUCGCAGCCAUGGGAUCACUCUCUGGCAUCGGCGCUGGUAUGACAAACGCCUGCAUCGCCUAUGAUCGCUACAAUGUCAUCACGAGGCCCUUUCACGCCAAGAUGACCCGCCUGAAAGCCAUCCUAAUAGUUCUCGUCGUCUGGGGAUACACAAUCCCAUGGACCGUUCUCCCUCUCAUGGAGAUUUGGGGCAGAUUCGUUCCCGAGGGAUUUCUCACUUCCUGCUCUUUCGACUACCUCACUGACACUUUCGACAAUCACCUGUUCGUUGGUGCGAUUUUUGUGUGCAGUUACAUGAUUCCCAUGUCAAUGAUCAUCUACUUCUACAGCAAGAUCGUGAGUCAUGUUGUGAAUCACGAAAAGACUCUCAGAGAGCAAGCACGGAAGAUGAAUGUUGACUCUCUUCGAUCCAACGCGAGUUCUUCGAACCAAACAGCAGAAAUCCGGAUCGCGAAGGCGGCAAUAAUGAUUUGCUUCCUCUUUGUGGCCUCCUGGACACCAUAUGGAGUCAUGGCGCUUAUUGGAGCUUUUGGAGAUCGGCGAUUACUCACGCCAGGUGUUACAAUGAUCCCAGCAUGCUGUUGCAAACUCGUCGCCUGUAUUGAUCCUUGGGUUUACGCUAUCAGUCACCCAAAGUACAGACUUGAGUUGCAGAGAAGACUUCCUUGGAUGGCGAUUCAUGAAAAGGAGAUCUCUGACACGGUUUCGGUGACCACAGAAGUUACUCAAGCAGGACAGAAUCAACAGCAAACUAAUACGACAACGACAUAGAAUUUGAAAUAAGUUCAAUCGCGGAACGAUUAUGACGACUUUAGCAAAAGGCAAAAGUGCAUAUCUGAUUGCAAAAUUGCCAAAUUAUAAUGGAAAUGAUUCUGCAUACAAGUUAGCAUAUCCUUCUCCUUUGGUGUCUACAAAAAAUUCAAAAAUUAUCAGAAGUUUUAUUCAUAUGCUUUUGAUGAACCCUUUAUAUUAAGGAUGUUCUGUAGAGCCAAAAUCGUAAUCAAUGGAAACCCAUACCAAUUUUUAUUAAUUUUUUCUCUCAAAAUUAGGUAUAUUAAUGAUAAAUGUAGUACCAUUUCUAAAUUUAGAAAUGAGAUUUCCUUGUGAAAAUCAAAAUUAUAACUUCUUCUUACGAUCGUUAAAUUUAUUUAAAUAAAGUUCCUUGCAAGCAA
This is a messenger RNA of Phlebotomus argentipes, 1707 nucleotides long. RefSeq names its product opsin, ultraviolet-sensitive. The record is from RefSeq and is a predicted model, not a curated record. Lineage: Eukaryota; Metazoa; Arthropoda; Insecta; Diptera; Psychodidae. Gene Ontology annotation, molecular function: G protein-coupled receptor activity. Gene Ontology annotation, cellular component: membrane. Gene Ontology annotation, biological process: visual perception; G protein-coupled receptor signaling pathway. Bases 167 to 1306 code for a protein of 379 amino acids. The transcript is spliced from 3 exons.